CUCCCAACUUUCAUCUCUGCACAAAUUCGUACCUAAACAUAACCUCCACCAAUGGCAGAGAAAUCAUCUUCACCUUUUCUCUCUUUUUUUGUUGCAACUUGUCUUCUACUUCUAAAUCUUUCUCUUUCUGUUUCUGCGGCAGCACCAUCUCCUUCAUCAUCAUCAUCUACACUCUAUCCCACUUUCCUUCACUGUCUCACACAGCAAACAAACUCCUCAUCAACUCAACUCUCCAACAUAGUCUUCGACAGAUCCAACGCUUCCUUCUCCACGGUUCUCCAAAACUACAUCCGCAACGCGCGUUUGAACACGUCAUCAACGCCUAAGCCAUUGAUCAUCGUCACUCCCCUUCAAGAAUCCCACGUUCAAGCCGCAGUUAUCUGCGCCAAGAGCAUUCCUAUCCAAAUCAAGAUCAGAAGCGGCGGUCAUGACUACGAAGGAAUCUCGUAUAUCUCUGAUGAGCCAUUCAUCAUCCUCGACAUGUUCAAUCUCAGAACAGUCACCGUCGAUAUAGCUUCAGAAACUGCCGUCGUUCAAGCCGGUGCCACGCUCGGUGAGCUUUACUAUAACAUAUGGAAGAACAGCAAGAUCCAUGGCUUCCCUGCCGGAGUGUGCCCCACCGUUGGUGUCGGUGGACACCUCAGCGGCGGAGGCUACGGCGCCAUGCUCAGGAAAUACGGUUUAUCUGUCGACAACGUAAUCGACGCACAAAUUGUCGAUGUUAAGGGAAGAAUACUCGAUAGAAAAUCCAUGGGGGAGGAUCUAUUUUGGGCGAUUAGAGGUGGUGGAGGAGCCAGCUUCGGCGUCGUUUUGUCGUACACUAUAAAGUUAGUUACGGUUCCGGAGGUUGUAACCGUUUUUCAGGUUGAAAGAUAUUACGAAGAGAAUUCAACUGAUUUAGUUCUUCAGUGGCAACAAGUUGCUCCAACCACCGAUGAGAGACUUUUCAUGAGGCUGCUUCUGCAGCCUGUAACCUCCAAGAUCGUUAAGAAAACGAAAUCCGUUAGAGCAACCGUUAUAGCGCUUUUUCUUGGCGGUGCCGACGAGGUAGUUUCGAUUCUGAGCAAGGAAUUCCCUGUUCUUCGACUCAAGAAAGAGAACUGCACAGAAAUGAGUUGGAUUGAAUCUGUGAUUUGGUACAACGACGACGCCGAUUACAACAACGGCGCUAAGCCGGAGAUUCUUCUCCAAAGAGAUCUCAAUUCUGCGAGUUUCCUCAAGAGGAAAUCCGAUUACGUUCAGACUCCAAUUUCCAGAGACGGAUUGGAAUGGAUCUUUAAAAGAAUGGUGCAGUUGGGAAAAGUUGGGUUCGUGUUCAAUCCUUACGGAGGGAAGAUGGCUGAGAUCCCGGCGGACGCGACGCCGUUCCCUCACCGUGCCGGAAACUUGUUCAAGGUUCAAUAUUCUGUGAACUGGGAUGAUCCGUCGGCCGGUGCGGCAGUGAAUUUCACGAAUCAGGCUAAGAGGCUUUACAGUUACAUGACGCCGUUUGUGUCAAAGAAUCCAAGAAGUGCGUACUUGAAUUACAGAGACCUUGACAUUGGCAUCAAUUCAUUUGAUGCGCAUAGCUUUCAGGAAGGCGAGGUUUAUGGCUCCAAGUACUUCAAUGGCAACUUUGAUAGGCUCGUCAAGAUUAAGACUGCUGUUGAUCCUGACAACUUCUUCAGGAAUGAACAGAGUAUUCCAAUUCUUCCAAGCAACACCAACGCCUAAUCAGUUACAGACUCAUCAUCAUGUUAUAUUGUUGGACCCUAGAAUUAUUAAUAAUUAGCUCGUGAAUAUUUAAAAUAAUUUGUUGUUUAUGUAUGCUUGGCCUAUAUAUAUGUCGUCGUUUUUGUAAUUUAUUCCUUUUUGGGUAGGAAGACAGUAAACAAAGAAAAGACAGACACACAAAGGCCUUUAUUUAUUGGUUCGUUUUAGUGUCUAAUAGGAAUCAUAUUUAUAUGAGAAAGGAUACUUACAUAAUUUUUUAAA
Arachis duranensis is the source of this 1974-nucleotide messenger RNA. RefSeq names its product berberine bridge enzyme-like 21. Bases 52 to 1713 code for a protein of 553 amino acids. The transcript has a single exon. Gene Ontology annotation, molecular function: FAD binding; oxidoreductase activity. The record is from RefSeq and is a predicted model, not a curated record. NCBI's taxonomy places the organism in Eukaryota, Viridiplantae, Streptophyta, Magnoliopsida, Fabales, Fabaceae.